AUGGGUAUUUCUCUCAGUAAAUUCACGUCCAAGCGCAAAUCUUCAACACCAGCACCUGAAAAAAUGGGCUCGACACCAGCAUUCACCCACUUCUCCAAAGUCCAAUCGGAAUUCAAGCCUCCUUUGAUCGCCAAUGAGAACGCCUACCUCGGCGACAUCGCCAGCAGCGAUAAGAUCGAUCCGGAGAAGCCCAUCAGCUGUGGCAUUUACAGACUCGAGAAGGGCACUCCCCUCGUUUAUACCUAUACCUACCAUGAGAUGAAGAUCAUUUUGGAGGGCGAAUUCGACAUCAGCGACGAGACCGGCCAAUCUGUUCACGCUGUCGCCGGUGAUGUUUUCUAUUUCCCCAAGGGCAGUGUCAUUACCUUCAAGACCAACACCUAUGGAUUGGCUUUCUACACUGGACAGCGCAAGGAGGGUGCCGCGUAA
Rhinocladiella mackenziei CBS 650.93 is the source of this 429-nucleotide messenger RNA. RefSeq lists its product as uncharacterized. The transcript has 2 exons. The record is from RefSeq and is a predicted model, not a curated record. Lineage: Eukaryota; Fungi; Ascomycota; Eurotiomycetes; Chaetothyriales; Herpotrichiellaceae. The coding region runs from base 1 to 429 and encodes 142 amino acids.